This is a messenger RNA of Funneliformis caledonium, 2568 nucleotides long. The record is from the annotation of a GenBank genome assembly. NCBI's taxonomy places the organism in Eukaryota, Fungi, Glomeromycota, Glomeromycetes, Glomerales, Glomeraceae.
AUGAGUUAUUCUUCCGUUGUUUGGAUCGAUGAUCCUUUCUUCAUAAAACGCCAACGUGUUCAAAUGGCUUGUUCUUUCUGUCGUCAACGCAAGAUAAGAUGUGAUGGUAGAAAUCCUUGUGCUAAUUGUAAAAAAUACGCUACAAGUUGUAUUUAUGUUAAGAUUGAAAGACAACCAAGAGGCAACAAACCGUCCAACAGAAAUUCUGGAAACGAUAAUAAUGAAAAUAAUGAUAACAGCAACAACGGCGGAAGUGGUAGUAAUGCUGGAAACUCUCAAUCUUCCUCCCAAUCAACAAAUUCUCAACAAACUGGAACUUCCACUAGGCAGCACUCCUACUCGGGUCAUCGAGGAAAACGUCCAAUUGAAGAAGUUGAGCAUGUAUCUCAAAGUUUGCCUCCCUCUCGUCGCGCUACGACUUCUACUCAAGGAAUCCUUACUAACAGUUCAACCAUAACUACCUCUCCUCAACCUGCGUCUUGGCAAACCAAUUCCAUAUCAGUCGCGAAACCAGAACCUAAGCUUCCAUCAAUUGACACUCCGGCCAUGCCAAAUAAUGACAUUGUCGAACAUUUAUUGGAACUUUAUUGGGCCAAUGUUCAUCCUUAUGUACCGGUCCUCAAUAAGGACCUCUUCCUUCAGCAACGUGAAAAUUCUAAUGAUCCGCCAUCUCCCUUACUUCUUAACGCGAUGUUCGGCAUUUCAGCCGAAUUUUCUGAGCGUUCAUCCGUGCGCGCUGAUCCAGAGACCCUUGAAACAGGUGGAUGGGUCUAUUUUGACAGGGCUCGUGCUUUGCUUGACGAUUUUAUGGAUGCCCCAAGAAUGUCAACGAUAGCGGCCCUUAUCCUUAUGUCAAUUUAUCAGCAACACAAUACCAGACGUUCGGGAAUUUCCCCAGGAUAUUUUCGUCGAUGGAUGUAUAUUGGGAUGGCCAAUCGUAUGGCUCUAGAAUUGGAGCUCAAUAAGGAUUGUGAAGAUCCUCUACUUGAUAACUCUCAUAAGGAGUUAAGAAAAAGGUUAUGGUGGUCACUAUUCAUGGUAGACGUUUUGGUAUGCUGCGGCAUCGGUAAAGCCAGUAACAUUGAAGAAGAUGAAUGUACAAUCCCUGAGCCUGCCACCGAAGUCGAUGAACCUGAGCUAAAAGUGAAUGGCGCCAUCAAUGAAUUUGUUCAUCAGAUCAAAUUCACACGAAUGUUGCAUUUAUUAUUGAAGCAUAAUUUUUCUUCAAAGAUCAACUCUACGGCAUAUAUCAAUCAGGAUAAUGUCGUGACAAAUUUUGAAGAUCAGGUUCAUUCUUGGGCUUAUCAUUUACCCCUUCAACCCACAGAUGCGUUAGUUAAUAACUCCAACAAAUACUCCACAACCAACUUGCACCUACAUAUGCUAUACCAUUCCUUCAUCAUCCUUUUACAUAGGAGGUACAUUGCAAAUUUCGAUUCCCUUUUGAAAUGUACACAGGCUGCUGCCCAAGUUACUCCCAUCGGUGAAAAGAUUCUUCGUACAGCUUCCACUCCUUUUAGAGGUUUUCUUAAUUGUACGACUUGGUGCCUAUUACAGGCUGGAAUGAUCCAUGCCUUGAAUAAAUUCAGGGGAAAUGAAGAAACCAGUCAAAUUGCUGAACAACAUUAUGAUAGAAUCGUUUCUCUGUUUCAGAGAUAUUCACAGUUCACCGCUUUACAAGUGUUACAGGAUCAUGCAAAUACCUGCAGUUCACAUCGUUUAUCGAUGAUGGACUUUUGGUCAAAUCCUGAAAACAAUGGACAACAGCAUCAACAACCGCAUGAUUCAAUGUUUGUAUUGCCCAAUUUGGGUGCUGGAAGUAAGAAUCUGCCCUACGGUACUCUACAUAUAUCACCUGGUACUACUACAGGCGGAUUCGAGAUCCAACAUUUGUCACAAAUUUCCACACCAUUUCCAAGUCCACCUCAUGGAAAUGUCUCUCCCAUUUGUGGUACUCCUCAUGAAUCUCCAAAUGUUGACCUAGGACAUUUCGCAAAUAUGACAUCUCCAUUAGUUGAUAAUGAAGGAACUCCUGUAAAUUCACCCCAAUACGUUGAUUAUAAUCCUUUCCCCGUGCUUGGAAAAGAUCAAGGAUCCGGCUGCGCAGAACUUCUUAAUAAUGACGAAGAUAGUUGGCCAUUUAAUGGUCAUACAACCGCUUCAGCUUCAACUGAACAUGCUUGGCAUCAAAAGUCAUAUAGUUCCACACCGCAAUUAGAUAAUGACAAUUAUAGAUUAUCUUUGACGCCAUCUCACCCAGCCACACCUUCCGCUUCACCAGUUGACGUUUUUGGCAUUGCUACACCGACUAUACAUGCUUCACCAACUACUUCACCUUUCAAUUCUCCAAUCCAACAGGAAGAUAGUGGCAUAGAUUCAAACACUGUUUCUAGUGAUUCUACUCCAAACGUUGACAACACAUCUCCACCUGGUGGUUAUUCACAAUCAACAUACAAUUCCUCGCCGCAGAGUGUUUCUUCCAGUCGUCAUGAAGGUGAUUCGUCUUGUGGAACUGGAUACUUUGUUGGUGGAUUUAAUAAUAAUGGACUAGGAAUUUGUUCUAAUUAA